This is a messenger RNA of Sinocyclocheilus grahami, 2036 nucleotides long. Its product is annotated as thioredoxin-related transmembrane protein 1-like. Gene Ontology annotation, cellular component: endomembrane system. Gene Ontology annotation, molecular function: disulfide oxidoreductase activity. The transcript has 7 exons. The coding region runs from base 1 to 687 and encodes 228 amino acids. Lineage: Eukaryota; Metazoa; Chordata; Actinopteri; Cypriniformes; Cyprinidae. The record is from RefSeq and is a predicted model, not a curated record.
AUGACUAUCCGAUGGAAAACAAAUGAGCCUCGUUGUCUUUGUGUCUCCUCUGGCUGGGAUUGUGUUAUUGGAUUAAAAGGUUUGCCUGUCUGCUGCAGCUUUGCUCCGUGGUGUCCAGCCUGCCAGCAGCUCCAGCCCGUGUGGAAUGAGUUUGCAGAAUGGGGAGAAGAUUUGGGAGUGAAUAUUGCCAAAGUGGAUGUCACCGAGCAGCCAGGUUUGAGCGGGAGGUUCAUUAUCACAGCUCUCCCAACUAUCUACCACUGUAAAGAUGGUGCGUUUCGGCGAUAUCAAGGCGCUCGAUCUAAAGAUGACUUCCUGAGCUUCAUUGAUGAAAAGAAAUGGCAGAGCAUAGAGCCGGUCUCUUCCUGGUUUGGCCCUUCAUCCUUCCUGAUGAACGCAAUGUCAGCCCUCUUCAAGUUAUCCAUGUUCAUCAGGGUACUAGUUUUCAUCGCCGAUUUUGCUUUCCCGUCACGGCGGUUUGCACCAAAUUAUCACCACCGGAAACUGCCUGCUGGGCAGGUACGUCUCCUGCAGCAGUUGGAAGAUGAACAGGAAGCAGAUGGAGAGGAAGAGGAUGAUGAUGAUGAUGAUGAUGAGUACAGUGGAAAGACUGAAGAGUGGCAGCGAGCAGACGGAGCCGAUGUGCUCAGGAGAAGAGGAGUGGGUGUGCUGGAGGAGGACACCUAGUGAACUGGAGAGGAACUGCCUCUCGCUCACUGCUCACAAAACCACCACACAAACCACAUCGCACAAACCACAUCGCUACAGUAGUGCCCUGGCAGCGCUCAUUAAGCUUGAUGUCACAUGUGAUGUCAUAGCUUCCUCUGAAAGAUUGAUGUGGUUGUGCUUUUCUCUUUUUCUUGCCGCUAGUUUGUGUUUUCUCUUUUCCACCUGUCUAGUUUUAAUUAUUACACUCCUUGCUAUGCAGUAUCUCUAGAGUGUGUGUGUGACAGAGGAAUAUUAGGACUUACUUUACGGAAUUUCACGACUCACAGUUGCAAUAUUCCCCAUACAAAUUCUGAGCAAAAUAACCAAGCUCAAACAACAAUCUCACUGUGAAUCUGUUGUAAAUGAGGCUUUUUGGGAUAAGAAAGCUUUUGUGCUUUACUUUGUAAAUAUUUUAUUAUUUGAGCUUUUUGGAUGCCUGUUAUAUAAAGCCAGAAUGUUCAGUUUGCUGUUUUAAAUGUUUUUUCUUCCAACUAGAGUUCAGCUUCAUUUUCCCCCCCCGGAAAACUAGAAAAUACCUGAAUUAACACUUGUUUAUUAAUUAAUGUGUGUAUGUGUGGUGAUUCAUUAUUGUUUGACACCGAAAGAUGCUUCCAUUAGUUCAUGUUUUUUAGGACAUUUGUGCUCUUUAAAUGAGUUUCACUCAUUUUCCACACCCUGUUUCUUUAAAUUUAGUUGGUUACACUUUAUUACGAUAGUCCAUUUAGACAUUCUAAGUAACUUUGCAACUACAUGUCAACUAACUCUCAUUAGAGCAUUUGUAGACUGUUAGGUUAGUGUUAGUAAAAUAUGUUGCCGUACUUGCAAAGUUACUAACAAUCAGUAGAACAUCUGUUGAGCGACUUUAAAUAUAUAGUGUUAGUAGAUAUUAAGCAGACAGUCUGCUAAUACUCUAAUGACUGCUAGUUGACAUGGAGUUGCAAAGUUAUUUAAAGGUAGCUGAAUGUCUAAAGUGGACUAUCAAAAUAAAGUCUUACCUUCUAUGUUUCAGUGGAUUUUAGGAUGUGUCUUGGUCUUCCAACUUUUUUGAUGCAGUUUAUUUGUACCCCUUUUAGUUCUAAUAGUUUUCUUAUUAUCGUUUAACUAAAGUUUGACCCCUGACACUUGACUGAUCCACUAGAAUUAAAGUGCUUCUCAAUGUGUUCUGCUCAUUUGUCCACAGCAGAACAAUAGUAACGUGUGAAUGUCUGCUUUUACAACUCUAUUGCUUGUGUGUGUGUGUGAGAGAUUGGUUUUGGAAUGUUUCUGUAUUUGAGACAGUGUGAACCUGGACUGUUAAUAAACAGUUUAAAGCUGCAGUGCUGAGUAUC